Messenger RNA from Nicrophorus vespilloides, 757 nucleotides. Its product is annotated as proteasome subunit beta type-2-like. The transcript is spliced from 3 exons. Gene Ontology annotation, cellular component: proteasome core complex; cytosol; proteasome core complex, beta-subunit complex. Lineage: Eukaryota; Metazoa; Arthropoda; Insecta; Coleoptera; Silphidae. Gene Ontology annotation, biological process: proteasomal protein catabolic process. The record is from RefSeq and is a predicted model, not a curated record. Bases 86 to 700 code for a protein of 204 amino acids. Gene Ontology annotation, molecular function: peptidase activity.
AUAUUAUUAGACAGUCAUCCAUUAAAAACAUAACCUUUUUACAAGAAGCCGAUUACAAAGCAGAAAAAAACAAAUUUCAAUCGAAAUGGAGUGCCUAAUUGGAAUUAAAUUCAGAGAUUUCGUGAUGAUCGCUGCCGAUAUGACGAAUGCACACAGCAUUAUGGUCAUGAAAUCAGAUGAGAAUAAACUGCAUCAACUGAGCGAUAAAUUAAUUAUGGCUGUAUCUGGUGAGUCUGGAGACACCACACAGUUCGCUGAAUACAUUGCAAAGAACAUCCAGUUAUACAAGAUGAGAAAUGGUUACGAGUUGAGCCCCAAAGAGGCUGCAACUUUUACCAGACGCAAUCUGGCUGACGCUUUAAGAUCUAGAAAUGCUUACCAUGUAAACCUAUUGUUGGCUGGUUUCGAUGAAUUCAGUGGACCGGAGCUGUAUUUCAUGGACUAUCUGGCAUCUCUGACAUAUGUAAACUAUGCUGCCCACGGAUACGGUGGAUACUUUUCGUUGGCGAUCAUGGAUCGUCACUUUGUGGAAACAAUGAACGUGGACGAGGCUUACGAGCUCAUGGAAAGAUGCGUGAAGGAGGUGCAGCAUCGUCUUAUUGUUAACCUUCCGAAUUUCAAAGUUAAAAUUAUCAGCAAGAAUGGCAUCAAGGACAUGCCCGACAUCACUGCUGAAACUGUCAAGAAACUUGUAAAUUAAGCGAUAUUUCAUAAACUUUUUCUUUUUCCAAUAUUUAAUAAAAUUAUUUUAUAAGAG